AUGGGCGGUACAGAAGCUUACAAUGCUCUAAAGUCGGCUCUACAUUCAACACCGAGUGGUGAAGGUUGGUUCAAACAAAUAAUAUUUCUUACGGACGGUGAUGUGGGUAAUGCAGAUGAGGUUAUCGGUUUGGUACGAAUGAACGUUGACAAAGCCAGAGUAUUUACUAUAGGGCUUGGACAAGGAGUAAGCACUGCACUAAUCGGUGGUGUUGCUCGAGCUGGCAAUGGUACAGCAGAAUUUGUCGUGAUCCCUCUCAACUUCAGUCAGCUGUGA
Messenger RNA from Schistosoma mattheei, 276 nucleotides. The record is from the annotation of a GenBank genome assembly. Lineage: Eukaryota; Metazoa; Platyhelminthes; Trematoda; Strigeidida; Schistosomatidae.